This is a messenger RNA of Pelecanus crispus (Dalmatian pelican), 1953 nucleotides long. The record is from RefSeq and is a predicted model, not a curated record. Lineage: Eukaryota; Metazoa; Chordata; Aves; Pelecaniformes; Pelecanidae.
AUGCGAGGCCUGAUCGGCUCACGCGGUCCCCCCGGACUCCCCGGACCACCGGGUGCCAGCGGCAUCGACGGAGCGCCGGGUCCCAAAGGCAACGUGGGUGCCAGCGGCAUCGACGGAGCGCCGGGUCCCAAAGGCAACGUGGGAAUCCAGGGGGAACCGGGACCCCCGGGACAGCAAGGGAACCCUGGUCCACAGGGUCUGCCCGGUCCCCAGGGUCCCGUCGGGCUGCCAGGGGAGAAGGGCCCACCAGGAAAGCCGGGAAUACAGGGUGUGGCUGGGGCCGACGGGCCCCCGGGUCACCCCGGCCGAGAAGGGCCAGCCGGAGAGAAGGGCCUCCAGGGCCUGGUGGGUGCCCCUGGUCCCGUCGGCUACCCGGGACCCCGUGGGGUGAAGGGAGCUUUUGGCGUGCGGGGCCUGAAGGGCAGCAAAGGGGAGAAGGGAGAAGAUGGAUUCCCCGGCUUUAAGGGGGACAUGGGCCCCAAGGGCGACAGGGGUGACCAGGGUGUGCUGGGCCCCCGAGGCGAGGACGGCCCCGAGGGGCUGAAGGGGCAGACGGGUCCCAUGGGGGAACCGGGUGCUCCUGGCCCUGCAGGAGAGAAGGGCAAGCUGGGAGUGCCAGGUCUCCCAGGCUAUCCCGGGCGCCAGGGCCCCAAGGGCUCCACUGGCUUCCAGGGUCCCAUGGGGCUGGCAGGAGAAAAAGGCAAGAGGGGCAAGGCCGGCCAGGCUGGGCAGACGGGACAGCGAGGGCCCCCGGGCCUCCCAGGGGAGCGAGGUCUGCCCGGUCCUACGGGAAAACCUGGCCCCAAGGGAGAUCCGGGCCAUGACGGGGCCCCCGGCGCGAUGGGAGAGAAGGGUCCCCAAGGUCCGCAGGGACCNNNNGGCUGGUCCGGCGAGCCGGUGGGUCCUCUGCCUCGCUUGCCGGGGCGGGGGGGGAUGUUUGGCAAUCCCAGCGUUAACUCCCUCUCUCCUUUGCAGGGGUUUCAUGGAAAAACCGGCCCCCCCGGCCCCACAGGGGUGGUGGGACCCCAGGGUAAAUCAGGCGAGACGGGACCUGUGGGAGAGAGGGGGCACCCAGGCCCCCCCGGUCCUCCUGGGGAACAGGGCCUGCCCGGAGCUGCUGGCCGAGAAGGAGCCAAGGGAGACCCUGGCCCCGCUGGCAGCCCCGGUAAGAACGGCCCCCCAGGCAUCCCUGGCUUUCCUGGCACACGGGGGGCACCUGGAGAGAUGGGUCCACCUGGCUUGAAGGGUGGGGAAGGUCCCCCUGGUCCCCCUGGACCCACAGGUUCUCCCGGAGAGCGAGGCCCCACAGGGGCUGCUGGAGGCAUUGGACUGCCGGGUCGGGGGGGUGCACAGGGCCCCCCCGGUCCCGUUGGCGAGAAGGGCUCCCCGGGCGAGAGGGGUCCCAUGGGUCCAGCCGGGCACGAUGGGAUCCAGGGUCCCGUGGGGCUGCCAGGUCCAGGCGGACCCCCCGGCCCUGCGGGAGAAGACGGGGACAAGGGCGAGAUGGGGCUUCCCGGACAGAAGGGCAGCAAAGGCGACAAGGGCGAGGCGGGCCCCCCGGGACCGACAGGAAUCCAGGGACCCAUCGGGCACCCUGGCCCCGCGGGAGCAGACGGGGAGCCGGGGCGCCGUGGGCAGCAGGGAAUGUUUGGGCAGAAAGGAGAUGAGGGAUCACGGGGUCACCUUGGCCUAAGCGGCCCCCCUGGCCUGCAGGGCAUGCCGGGCCCACCGGGCGAGAAGGGCGAGAACGGAGAUGUUGGCCCCAUGGGCCCCCCCGGUGCACCGGGACCCCGUGGGCCACAGGGACCCAGCGGUGCCGAGGGCCCCCAGGGAAUGCCGGGCGGCGUGGGACAACCGGGUGCCGUGGGAGAAAAGGGUGAGCCGGGUGAAGCAGGAGAUCCCGGGGCCCCGGGGGAGCCCGGACCACCCGGUGUGAAAGGAGACGUGGGGGAG